AUUCACACUUUUCUUGUAGUGUUGUAAAUCUUUUCAGUUACUAAUGAUAUCUCAAUUUUUCAAAUGAACUCUCUCCUUAAGGACUAAAAUAGUUAUUAUCCCUUCUUUGUUUUAUAAUAAUUUAACAAUGGAAAAAACUUUUUAAAAAGAGUUUAAUUGUCUUUAACUUGCCCUCAUAAUAAGUUAUGAACUCAUAGGCUAAUUUCUUUUGUGAUCACACAAUCAACAUGAUGUUGUAGGUGAAAUGAUAACUGUUGAUUGAUUUUUUUACUAUAAACUAGAGUUGAACAACUUUUCAAAAUAAUUAUCAUUAGUUGAGUGACCUUAAUGUUACAAAACAGAGUUGAAUGACUUUUCUAUUAUAAAAUAAAAUUGAGUAACUUUUUGAGAAAAUUAUCAUUAGUUGAGUGACCUUUGUCUUACAAAAUAAAUUUCAGUGAGUUUGUGAGAUAAAAAAUUAUUACUUGAGAGAUCCUACCAAAAAUUAACUCUAUAUUAUAUAAAUAGAUACUAGGGCUCAAAUUAGGGGGGAAAAGUUUAUCAAAAUUGAGAUGUAUACUAAUACUCAAGAUUGUAAGAGUACCUCCCCUGCCAUGGCUGCCACCGGAGCUUCGACCGUAGAAUGGCCAACAAGAUGUAAAUUCCUUUUUCCGAUUGUAACCUCUACUUGUUUUUUUGUUUUCUUUUUUCAAUGAUUAUACACUACUACUACUACUUCAUAUUCGUAGAAUUGCAGGGGAUCUCCCAUUGGGAGUCUCAGGUUUGAAAUCUUCUUAUAUGCUUUCUCAUUAGGGAUUGUCUAGUAUGGUUUAUCUCUCCUAUAUGGUUUGUGGGCUAGUUUUACUCUGUGAACCCUAAGAAGAGUAGUGAUUGUGGGUUCCCUUGUCAUAAAUAAACAAGAAAAGGAAAUGAUGAUAGGUAGAGGGUGGACCCAUUAUUUGAUGAGUUUCUAACUUUGCGCCAUUGACCUCAGGGAUUUCUUGGCUAUAAAAAGGGUAAAAAAUAGUGAACAACAACAAUGACACAUAUGCUUUUAUUUUAUUGGACCACUAUCAAUUCUUUAUUCAUCGAAAGAGUACAACAACAUACUUAGUGGUCAUUUCGUUGGGAGGGAUAAGUUAUCUCACAUGUAUAUGGGAUAACUUAUCCCAUCACUAUAGUAUGGUGGGAUAAAUAAUCUCAUGACUACCUAAUACCUCCAACCAAAUGCAGGAUAAAAUAAUCCUACAUUUUAUCUAGGAUUAUCAUACUCUAUACCUCUCACCAAAUGACUCCUUAGUGUAAUCCUACUAGUGGUGUCUGGGGAGGGGCGUAGCCACAUACAAUGAGAGGUAGCUAGUUACCCUAUGUUGAAGAAUUAUACUGCAGAUGUAAAAAAUUAUACGAAGUAUAUAAGUUACAAAUUAUUUUUCGGGCGGAUAUGUUAAUUUUCGGCACCGAGGGUAGGAUGUAUGCCGUCCUUACCCUACCUUUGUGGGGUUGAUAAACCCUUGGCUAAAAAAAUGGUAUAGAUUUGUUAAAUUAAUUGUAAUUACAAUAUUAUCCAACAUAGAGUGCACUUAUGAAUGGUAAUCAAAAAAUUUAUGUUGGAGGGAGUUAAACUGUUUUAGUUAAGUACAUUUCAAGGGAAGUUAAAAUGUAUUAACAUACCUGAAAUAUUAAACACUCCCAAAAUUUGCCUGUAAUUUUGAUGAUGGAAGCAAUCAAGUUCUUUAAUAUUUGUGCUAUACUUAAUUUUGUUUUGUUUGUAGCACCAUUAGAUUCUACAGUUCAAACGGGAAAUGCAAAUGGAGGUGACUGGCAGGAAAAGGUUUACGAAAAGAUCAAGUCUAUGAAGGAAAUGUAUGUUCAAAAGCUCUAUCGUCUAUACCAGAAAAUUGCUUAUGAACUGCAACUGGACUCUCUUCAUCAGCGUCGUACAAAUGAGCAAAUUGAAAAGCUCAAGCUGUACAAGAUAGCAUUGGAACGCAUUUUGUGUUUCUUGGGGCUUAGCAAGCAUGAUAUUCAACCUGCUCACAAGGAGAAACUGCUUUCGGUUGAGAAGCUCAUAAAUUUCUUUUUUAGUCCCUCUCAGCAGCGAAAGCCUACUUCUUCUCCAGUGCAGGAGCGACUUCCUCAGUCUUCCAUGCUGCUUCAGCAACCACAAUCACUUGAUGGUCAAACUAAUCCAUCGAUGCAACCCGUACACGGCCCGUGGAAGCACUUUUCGAUUCUACAAUUCCGACGGGAAAUGCAAAUGGGGUUGAUUGGCACUUGGCAGGAAGAGGUUUACCAGAAGAUCAAGUCUAUGAAGGAAAUGUAUUAUUCAAAGCUCUAUCAUCUAUACCAGAAAAUUGCUUAUGAACUGCAACAGCAGAACUCUCUUCAUCAGUGUCGUACAAAUGAGCAAAUUGAAAAGCUCAAGAUGUGCAAGAUAACGUUGGAACGCAUUAUGCUUUACUUGCAGCUUAACAAGCAUUAUAUUCAACUUGCUCACAAGGAGAAACUGCUUUCGGUUGAGAAGCACAUAAAUUUCUUUCUUAGUCCCUAUCAGCCACCAAAGCCUACUUCUUCUCCAGUGCAGGAGCAACUUCCUCAGUCUUACAUGCAGCUUCAGCUACCACAAUCACUUGAUGGUCAAACUAAUCCAUCGAUGCAACCCGUACAGGCAAACCUCGGUACCCUACAGCAAAAUUCAAACGCCCUGCAACAGUCAUUUCCUAAGAAGUGCAAGCAGCAAACUGUUGCAGAACCAGCAAUUAAGAGAGCAGUCCCACCAUCGGCAGAUGCAGCAGCAACUUUUUAAAAGACAGAAGUUAAUGCAACAGCAGCAAGCGAAGCAACAGUAGACCAUGCUAUUGCCAACCCACCAGAUGUCACAGCUUCAACAGUCUUCGAUCCAGCUUCAGCAACCACAAUCCCUUGAUGGUCGAAACUAAUCCACAGAUGCAACAAAACAAUAUUAUUGACUUGCAACAUGAUUGUUUGGAUAAUUCAAUUGCUUAUAACUCGUGCACUUGUUAACUCAUGCACCCUUCCCUAGAUUAUGUGAAGUAUUGCAAUUAUUAUGAUAAAUUACUUAAAUUU
Molecule: messenger RNA, 3066 nt
Organism: Solanum tuberosum (potato)
Lineage: Eukaryota; Viridiplantae; Streptophyta; Magnoliopsida; Solanales; Solanaceae
Product: mediator of RNA polymerase II transcription subunit 15a-like
Exons: 6
Coding region: 1691-2785 (364 amino acids)
Molecular function (GO): chromatin DNA binding; transcription coactivator activity
Source: RefSeq, a predicted model, not a curated record